CAGCUGAUAUGUUUAUUUUCAAUAAGCGUUCAAGUUUAUACAGCUUGGAGUUUUAAAAUAUGCAUAAAAAUGAAGAUCUAACACGGCCCAAACUAAACCUUGCCUGCACGCAGUGUGCAGUAUACAUUUGUAUUUCGCCUCCUUGUCUCAAUAUUUUUGUUGAACUAAGUUAUGCAAGCGUAGAAUUCAAAACACCAACUAAAACUGAUCUUUUACACAAAGGAAAAGACGCAAUUGUAAAGACAGACGACACUUUUCACAGCAGGGAUAAACUCCUGCUUUCCUUCCGUAAUUUUCAUAGUUCAAUGUUUAUAUACGUCGCCCGGACUGGCGUGGGCGGGGUCCUGACUGCUGUUUUUCUUAGGUAGCCUGUUAAAAUGCCCGAACUCAAAACGCUUCUUUUUCCAAGAUGGCGUCGAUGAAGGACAGCGACACCGGCCUGUGGCUUCACAACAAACUAGGAUCCACGGACGAGCUGUGGACGCCUCCGAGCAUCGCCUCCCUCCUCACCGUGUCAGUAAUCGACAACAUACGGUUGUGUUUCUCGAGCCUGUCGCCGCCGGUGAAGCUCAAACUGCUGCUCGGGAUGCUGCAUCUUCCCAGGCGGACCGUUGACGAGAUGAAGGAGGCUCUGUCUGAGAUAAUCCAGCUGGCCACGGUGGAUUCGGAGCCCUGGGUGCUGAUGGUGGCCGAUAUCCUCAAGUCCUUCCCGGAGACCGGCUCUCUCAACCUGGACUUGGAGGAGCAGAAUCCGAAUGUGCAGGACAUUCUCGGUGAACUCAGGGAGAAAGUGGGCGAGUGCGAGGCGUCCGCCAUGCUCCCCCUGGAAUGCCAGUACCUGAACAAGAACGCGCUGACCACUCUAGUAGGACCGCUCACUCCCCCCGUCAAACAUUUCCAGCUCAAGAGGAAGCCAAAGAGUGCAACGCUGAGAGCAGAACUGCUUCAGAAAUCAACAGAAACGGCGCAGCAGCUGAAGAAGACAGCCGGAGUGCCUUUUCACGCCAAAGGGAGAGGACUGGUCAAAAAGAUUGAUACCACAACUCCUCUCAAAGGAAUUCCCAAGGCCCCGUUCCGCAGCCCCACUGCUCCCAGUUUAUUCAGCCCUCCCAGUAACCGCACACCCAUCCCCUCCCCACGGACUCCUCUACGGAAGGAGAGAGGGGUCAAGCUUUUAGAUAUUUCAGAGUUGGACAUGGUUGGAGCUGGAAGAGAGGCGAAGAGGAGAAGAAAGACUUUAGAACCAGAAGCCGGAGAAAAAGCAGCCAAAGAAGAGUCGGUGGUGGAGAACACCACUCCAGAUUACGCUGCUGGCCUCGUCUCUGCUCAGAAACUUGGGGCGCUAAACGAGAAUCCCCUGCCCUCUACCAGCUACCUGCCGGCUACACCCAGCAUGGUUCCCUCCUCCUCUUACAUUCCCAGCUCCGAGGCGCAGCCAGCCAACGCUGGUGGUUCUGGACGGGACAUGCUGCAGGCAGCUCGCCAGCCAGAGGAGUCCACCACAGCAGCGGCCGGCGCCGGCUCCACCUUACCCAGCCAGUACAAGCAGCGGACGCCCAUGUACAACGCCGGCUCCACGGCCAACCCCGCCACUCCCACGUCCCCCAGCACACCCACCUCCACGCCGGCCAACAACGGGCCGCCGGCGGCCGCCACCGCCAGCCAGCCGGAGACUCCCACCCAGCCCCCCACCACUCCUCAGACUCCUACACCGACACCAGCACCUACGCCAGCGCAACCCCAACCCAAAAAGAACCUCUCACUCACGAGAGACCAGAUGUACGCCGCUCAGGAGAUGUUCAAGACCGCAAACAAGGUCACCAGGCCAGAGAAGGCUCUCAUUCUGGGGUUCAUGGCUGGAUCCAGAGAGAACCCGUGCCCGGAGCAGGGGGACAUCAUCCAGAUCAAGCUGAGCGAGCACACGGAGGUUCUGCCCAAAGCCGACGGCACCGGCAGCACGACCAUGCUGGUCGACACGGUCUUCGAAAUGAACUAUUCGACAGGACAGUGGACCCGCCUCAAGAAAUACAAACCCAUCACCAACACUUCCUGAAGGGACCCAACACGCACAAAAACCCACGCCCCAAAAUUCACACACACACUUCACACACACACAAAAAAAAAAACACAUUUAUGUACACAAACAUUUGGGCCAAAUCAAGCUCGCACAGGUUGUCAAGGAGAGAAAGAAUCCUCCCUUUUACCAAAAUGGAGAGCUUCCUUUUUUCUUCCCCCACCCCCUCCUUUCCCUCUUUUACUGUUCGUUUUUAAGUCCGCUCCAGUUGUUGAACAAUGCGGGUUCAGGACGGCCGACGUUACGGCUGGCACCUUUGAGCGCCGAGGCAAAAGCUGUCUGUAUUCUGUAUUAAAAAAAAAUAAUAAUUUUCAGCUUCGGCCCUUCAAGAUUGAAUGUUGUUCACUAAAUGGAGACGUUGUUCUCAUUGCAGGCGACGCAGAAAAGACAAAAACAAACAAACCACAGGCGGGUAAUUCCUCUCAAUGCCGUCAAGUUGUGUGAGGAGCCUUCUGGUUGGUGUUAAUUAUUUUUCAGCCUUUUUCAAAGGAAGGGAAGAAAAUAAAGAUACAACAGACUCCAUGUUGAGGGUAUCUUUCAUCAUUACUUAUCCUUCGAUUCAGUCCAAGUUGUCAAAAUGAGUUUUAUUUGUUUGACCUGGUUCUAAGCUGAAUUAUGUCAGCGGCUCUCCGCAGUGUUAAAACGUAAACUGACAUUUCAUCAUUUUAAAGUUUUUACACAUAAUGUGACAUCUAUUCUGUACAAGUCAAUUAGCAAACAAGAGUGAAAUAAAAAACUUUAAUCCAUUGGUUGCAUUAAUAGGUACAACUUCAAGACUGAAGUUUUGUUGAAGCACCUGCUUGAGUUCAUAUGUAACGAACCAUAAAUGCAGUUUAGCUGACCCACUAGUGAUUUGCACCAUGCAGAAAACAGUGGUGGUGGCACCAUCAUGUCUUCUGGAGCUCAUGAUGGUGCCGUUUUGGAAGUAAUUUUAACUUUAUUCAUUAAGUGAAUGAAAUCAAAAUGACUUCCAAAACCUUCAGAUUUUAUUUUGAUUUAGACCUUUGGAUUAGCGAGACCAGAUGUGGGAUGCUGAAACUGAUUUAAAAGGUGCUUCAAGAAAUUAUUAAAAGUAGAAAUGUAUGCAGCCAGCUUCUUAAAUAUUAUUCCUUCCAUUUGAUUUUUUUUUGGUUGAACUGUACUGUAUUCAUGUCACAUUAAAGGUGUAACAAGUUUUAAAUAAUUUAUCAACGUCUCUUUCCUUUUGCACCACAAACCUUGACGCUUGUCGACCUUUAAGAGACGCUUCCUUAUGGAGGGUUUCCUACAUAAAUGUGUAUUUUUCUGGAUCUGGGUAAACUGAGAAGUUGAAGCGUCUUGCUGUUUUAUUAACAAGCAAUCAGAUCACGUUAAAUGAAGGAGCGAAACCGAAAAGCAAAGCUUUUGUUUACCGAUCUGAUCCAGUUCUGAUUCAUAGUUUUGAAUUAUGAUCAAAAGAAGAACUCUUAUUUUAAAGCAGUCGGCUGUGGUGGUUCAAGAAGAAAAGGAUGGAUUUACAUUAAAUCUAAAGUCACACAACUCCAGUCACAGAAACCAUCAACUGUUUGUACUUGAGCUUUAUUUAGAUUUAUAUAUAAAUUAGUGGAAGAUUUAUUAACACAGUGGUGGUGAAAAGCAAAGUCUGCACAGUGCUACAGCUUAACACUCCAACAGUGUUUCCACUCACCUAGAACUUGGUCUGAAA
This is a messenger RNA of Xiphophorus maculatus (southern platyfish), 3758 nucleotides long. RefSeq names its product negative elongation factor complex member A (gene nelfa). The record is from RefSeq and is a predicted model, not a curated record. NCBI's taxonomy places the organism in Eukaryota, Metazoa, Chordata, Actinopteri, Cyprinodontiformes, Poeciliidae. Gene Ontology annotation, biological process: negative regulation of transcription elongation by RNA polymerase II. Gene Ontology annotation, cellular component: NELF complex. The transcript has 11 exons. The coding region runs from base 410 to 2053 and encodes 547 amino acids.